Molecule: messenger RNA, 1391 nt
Organism: Xenia sp. Carnegie-2017
Lineage: Eukaryota; Metazoa; Cnidaria; Anthozoa; Malacalcyonacea; Xeniidae
Exons: 2
Source: RefSeq, a predicted model, not a curated record
GAGGAUGCACUGUGGAGGAAGCACAAAAAAGGAAAUUGGAAGCUAUUGACAUUCUGGGUGACGCAACCUUUACCCUUCAUAAGUGGGCAUCAAAUGCAAAGGAGUUGGAAGAAGGUAGUGUUAACGAAAAUCAUGAAGAGCAAACAGCGGCCAAACAACAAUUUGGGGUGCAGCCAACUGAGACGAAGAUCCUGGGUACAACGUGGAAUAAAGAGAAAGAUACAUUAAGUGUACAAAUAGGACAUUGUGGGAAAUCGCCAACGAAGCGCAACAUUUUAAGUCGACUGGCGAAGAUCUAUGAUCCAAUAGGAAUUGCAUCCCCUCUGCUUUUGCAAGGCAAACAAAUCUAUCGAGAGGUGUGUGACCUGAAAUUACCCUGGGACGCAGAAUUGAUUGGUAAAUUGAAGCAGAGUUGGGAGAAGUGGGAAAACACCUUACCAAGCGAAGUGACCGUGCCAAGAGCGGUUCUGUCGUUCCAAGAACCCGUCUGUAGCUUAGAGAUUCAUGGAUUUGGGGAUGCCAGCGGUGAAGGUUUGUGCGCAGUCGUCUACACAGUCGCUAAACAACCAUCUGGAGUUACUCAGGAAUUACUGGCAGCGAAAUCAAGACUUGCCAAAAGAGGACUGACUAUCCCGAGGUUAGAGCUUGUUGCAAGUCAUAUGGCCGCAAAUUUGGUCUCGAAUGCUAGCAAUGCGCUGAGACACAUUCCACACAGAAAACACUGCUGGUCAGAUAGUACUGUAGCUUUAUGGUGGAUUAAAGGAGAGGGUGAUUAUAAACAAUUCGUGUCGCAUCGAGUGGCAAAAAUCCGAGCUUCUAAUGAGAUCGUGUGGCAUCAUGUGCCAACAACCGACAAUCCGGCCGACCUCGGAAGCAGAGGUGGCAAACUGACCGAGAUGUGGAUGAAAGGUCCUGCCUGGCUAUCAGAGCGUAGUCUUUGGCCACCAGAUCUUAUAGUCAAACCGUCGACUGACUCCCAAAGUGAAGCAAAGGCGACGAGAUUAAAUGUACAACCCGACGAUGACGAGAUUUUAAGAUGUCAAGGUCGGAUACAAGGAGAGUUCCCUAUUUACUUGCCUGAUGACGCUCUAUUCACCGUGAAGUUAGUGGAAGAUGCACACUUGGAAACACUCCAUAGGGGAGUUAUACUUACGAUGGCAAAGGUCCGAGAAAAUUAUUGGGUUCCUCGGCUUCGUCGGCUAGUCAAAAAGCAAAGGAAGAGAUGCUACAGAUGCAAGAGAUUCACGACGAAACCGUAUCAAGCUCCAAUACCUGCUCCUUUACCAAAGACUCGAACAGAAGGAAACACACCGUAUAAAGUCAUUGGUGUGGAUUUUGCCGGUCCGAUUAAGUAUAAAGUCAAGAAAAUCAAGAAGGAAAAGCCUAUCUAG